Molecule: messenger RNA, 6208 nt
Organism: Rhinolophus ferrumequinum (greater horseshoe bat)
Lineage: Eukaryota; Metazoa; Chordata; Mammalia; Chiroptera; Rhinolophidae
Gene: ZNF646
Product: zinc finger protein 646
Exons: 3
Coding region: 373-5769 (1798 amino acids)
Biological process (GO): regulation of DNA-templated transcription
Molecular function (GO): RNA polymerase II cis-regulatory region sequence-specific DNA binding; DNA-binding transcription factor activity, RNA polymerase II-specific
Source: RefSeq, a predicted model, not a curated record
AUAGGAAGUAUCCGCGGAGCUGGGGUUAGACCCCUGGCUCGGAUCAGCUGCGCCCUCUCUGCUCUGCCUCCUUCCUUAUUCCCCUUCUCCUUUCCCUCUUUCCCUCCCCUCCCACCUCCUGGGAGCUCUGGCGGAGGGUGCGUGUGUGGGAGCGCGAGAACUCCCCACGGCCACCCCGUGGGGCGCGCGGCUGCAGUUAGAGUGAGGGUCCCAGUGCGCAGGCGCGCUCCCGUUCGCGGUCCCCAACGGACGCACCCGCGGCGGGAACGAGGAGGGGCCACUCGUGCCAGGCCUUGGCCCCAACACCGGAGGAAGAUGCCGCUGCCACCUGCCUGGUCCUCCUAAACCUCCAGGUUUCUGUCGCACUGCCCCAUGGAGGACGCGCCCACCUCACUCAGCUGCUGUGACUGUCAGCGCCACUUCCCUAGCCUCCCGGAACUGUCACGGCACCGAGAACUACUCCAUCCAUCCUCCAACCAGGACAGUGAGGAGGCUGACAGCAUCCCUCGGCCCUACCGCUGUCAGCAGUGUGGGCGGGGCUACCGCCACCCAGGGAGCCUGGUCAACCACCGCCGGACCCACGAGACUGGCCUUUUCCCCUGUACCACCUGUGGCAAGGACUUCACCAAUCCCAUGGCCCUCAAGAGCCACAUGAGGACUCAUGCUCCUGAGGGCCGCCGCAGGCGCAGACCCCCCCGCCCCAAGGAAGCCACUCAACACCUUCAGGGGGAGACAGUAUCCACUGACUCCUGGGGCCAGAGGCUUGGCCAUGGGGAAAGCUGGGGAAACCAGAAAAAACACACCGAAGAGACAUCUAUCUGUGCAUCUGAGCCUGACCCUAAGGCAGCUCUGGGCACUUGGGAAGAUCCACACACCAGACAAAGGGAAGGCUGGGAAAGCCAGCCACAUUCUGAGGAGGGUGCAGAGGGCUGGGGGCCCACCACCAACUCUGCCAGAGCCCCACCGCUCCCUACUCCGGCCAGCAGCCUCCUUAGCAAUUUGGAACAGUAUUUAGCUGAGUCAAUGGUGAAUUUCACGGGGGGUCAGGAGCCACCCCAGUCCCUUCCUGCUGAGGAGGAACGGCGGUACAAGUGCAGUCAAUGCGGCAAGACGUACAAGCAUGCCGGGAGCCUCACCAACCACCGCCAGAGCCACACUGUCGGCAUCUACCCUUGUGCCAUCUGCUUCAAGGAGUUCUCUAACCUCAUGGCUCUGAAGAACCACUCGCGACUCCAUGCCCAGUACCGGCCUUACCAGUGUCCUCACUGCCCCCGUGCCUUCCGGCUCCCCCGAGAGCUGCUGGAACACCAGCAGUCCCAUGAGGGUGAGAGGCAGGAGCGGCUGUGGGAAGAGAAAGGGGUACCCACCACCAACGGGCACACAGAUGAGAGCAGCCAGGACCAGCUCCCUAGUGCCCCGAUGUUGAAUGGCGCUGAGGAGCUCAGCGUUUCUGGGGACCUGGAGGACAGUGGCCUGGAGGAGUAUCGACCUUUCCGCUGCGGGGACUGUGGCCGUACUUACCGCCAUGCCGGGAGCCUCAUCAACCAUCGCAAGAGCCACCAGACAGGUGUCUACCCCUGCUCCAUCUGUUCCAAGCAGCUGUUCAACGCAGCCGCUCUCAAAAACCAUGUGCGGGCUCAUCACAGACCCCGGCAAGGAGCUGGCGAGGAUGGGCCAUCAGUGCUACCAGCUUCCCUGCCCCCGGCCGAGACCACCCAUAAAGAGACAGAGGUCCCCAGCCCCACCCUGGACCAUCGCCCCUACAAGUGUAAUGAAUGUGGUCGGGCUUAUCGCCACCGCGGGAGCCUCGUGAACCACCGCCACAGCCAUCAGACAGGAGAGUACCAGUGCUCGCUCUGUCCCCGCAAGUAUCCCAACCUGAUGGCCCUGCGCAACCACGUGCGAGUCCAUUGCAAGUCUGCACGCCUCAGCACUGGCUCAGGGGCCGAAGGUCCCCCCAGCCACCUCAAGGGGGAGGUUCCCGCUGACCAGGGGGGAGCAAAGGCAGCCCCAUGUACAGAUCAGGGCGAUGGGUGCAAACACGAAGAGGAGUCCACGGAGGGCCCCCCAGCAGCAAAUAGGACAGCACCACAGAUAUGUAGCAUGGGCAGGGUGCUCUUUGAAGACCUUGAGAACCUUGAACGGCAUGGCCAAACCCUCGGAGAAGGGAAAAGCAGCAGGACAGAGACCAGGCUGUCACCUCCCCGGGCAUUUGCCUGCCGAGACUGUGGAAAGAGCUAUCGCCACUCAGGCAGCCUCAUCAACCACAGGCAGACCCACCAGACGGGGGACUUCAGCUGUGCUGCCUGCGCCAAGCACUUCCACACCAUGGCUGCCAUGAAGAACCAUUUGCGUCGCCACAGUCGGCGGCGGGGCAGGCAGCUGCGGGGCCAGGCCGACAGUGCCGGCAGUGACGGAGGCGCCACGCUCCCUGGGAACUGGGAGCUGGCGGGAGACAGUGAGGGCCUGGACUGUCCCCAGGACCUGCCAGGGAAAAGUCCUCAUGGAGCUGAGGGCAGCUUGGAAAGCGAGGGGGACUCUUUGCAGGCUCAAGCUGCAAGGGACAGGUGUGGGCUGGAGAGGGACGAGGCCUGUUUCCAGGGUGAUAAGGAGAGCAGAGGCCCUAAGGAAGGGCUGGAGAGGAAGGAGGCCUGUUUCCUUGACAGCUUGGACAUCCCAGGUGACGAGGAAAGCGGUGGGCCUCGCUUCUGUGAUGGCCUCCCGGGGGCGGGUGAAGACCAGAAGCUGGCCCCUGGCCAGCCCAGCUGCUCUGCCCACUCUGCCAGAGCUGUCACUGGCUGUCAGGCUGAGGUGGCCCACACGUGUUCUGACUGUGGGCACUCUUUCCCCCACGCCACCGGCCUGCUGAGCCACAGGCCCUGCCACCCGCCCGGCAUCUACCAGUGCUCCCUCUGUCCCAAGGAGUUUGACUCCCUGCCCGCCCUGCGCAGCCACUUCCAGAACCACGGGCCCGGGGAGGUGGCCCCAGCACAGCCUUUCCUCUGCUGCCUCUGCGGCAUGAUCUUCCCCGGGCGGGCAGGCUACAGGCUCCACAGGCGCCAGGCUCAUGGCUCCUCCGGCAUGACUGAGGGGGAGGAGGAGGAGGGCGACGAGGAAGGGGCGGCCGCCGCCCCCUCCACGCCCAGCGCCCCGCUGCAGCUCUCAGAAGCAGAGCUGUUGAACCAGCUGCAGCGGGAGGUGGAGGCGCUGGACGGAGCCGGGUACGGGCACAUCUGUGGCUGCUGCGGUCAGACUUACGAUGACCUGGGGAGCCUGGAGCGUCACCACCGCAGUCAGAGUUCCGGGAACACCACGGACAGAGCUGCCAGCCCCGUGGGAGAGACCAGUGAUGCCAGGCAGAUGGUCACGGAUGGCUUCUCUGAGGGCACCGGGACGUCCGUCUCCGCAGAGGGUGGGGACACAACGUCUGCCGAGGGUGUCGGUGCCCCGUCUGCAAGCCGCCUCUGCGCCCACGGUGGGGAAGGUGCCCUGGAGGCGCAGCCCCGCCCCUUCCGCUGCAACCAGUGCGGCAAGACCUACCGCCACGGAGGGAGCCUGGUGAACCAUCGCAAGACCCACCAGACCGGCGACUACGGCUGCGCGGUGUGCGCCCGCCGCUACCCCAACCUGGCCGCCUACCGCAACCACCUGCGCAACCACCCGCUGUGCAAAGGCUCCGAGCCCCGGGUGGGGCCCGGCCCCGUCCCUGUCCCCUUCCCCGAGGCGGGAGGCGGCAGGGAGCCCCAGGACUCCUCCGAGGAGGCGGCGCCGGCAGAAGUGGGGAAGCCCCGGGAGGCACUCAAAGUGGAGUCCCCGGAGGAGGCGGCGUGGGCGGAGACCGCUGUGAAGAAGGAGCACCUGGGGCUGAAGUUGGAGGCCGCCGACCCGGGCUGCGAGCGGCCGUUCAGCUGCGAGGUGUGCGGCCGCUCCUACAAGCACGCCGGCAGCCUCAGCAAUCACCGGCAGAGCCGCCACGCCGCCCACUUCUGCUGCCGGGCCUGCUCCAAGGGCUUCUCGAGCCUCGUGUCCCUCAAGAGCCACCGGUGCGUCCGCGUCCAUGCAGACCCUCGGCGUUUCCGCUGCAGCUACUGUGGGAAGGCCUUCCGCCUGCGGAAGCAGCUGGCGAGCCACCAGCGGGUCCACGCCGAGCCGGGUGGGGUCGGGGGCGCCCAGAGAGGGACGCGGGGGGAGCGGCCCUUCCGCUGUGUGCAGUGUGGGCGGACCUACCGCCAUGCGGGCAGCCUCCUGAACCACCGGUGCAGCCGGGACACGGGCCGCGACGGCUGUCCCGCUCGCCCCAGCACCUGCUCCAACCGCGUUGCCUUGCGGGACCACCAGAGGCUGCACGCGGCCAGCCAGCGGCGGCGAGCAGGGCGGUCCCGGCGGGCAGCUGUGCCCGGCGCCCGCUGCGGCCGGGGCUUCCCUGGCCAGAGCGGCCCGGAGCACCUGCGGCAGCAUGAGGAGACCAGAAGAGCUCAGGGAGGCCGCAGCGAGGGGAGCCGGGCCCCUGACCAGGACCUAGAGGGCAGAUGGAAUGGUGCCGGGUCGGGACCCCGCCUGGAGUGUGGCGCCGGGAGGCCAGGGGGGCAGAGUCGCAGCCCCACCGGGACAGCAGGUCCCGAAGCCACAGAGCCAGUGUCCUGGGGCAUGGGGCAGGCAGGUGGGUGGCGAGCAGUCGGGGGACCAGUGAGUCGGGAAGCAGAUUGGGUUCCUCCAGGUCAUGUGUUAACCAAGACAGAAGGCGCGUCAGGGGACAGUGUCCCCAGAAGUCCUUGCCACUUGGGCAACAGCCAGCUCAGUGAGCCUAGUCAGAGUCAGGUGGAUAGCUGGGACGGUGGAGACAGCAGCCCUCAGCUGCAGCCAGACAGCCCCCCCUUUUCCUGCCGCCAGUCGGAAGGGCCCGUGAGCCACGACUCCCGUGAGACAGACUGCCACUAUUGCCUGCUCUGCUCCAAGGAGCCCUUGGGUCCUGUGGCCCCUGACAGCCGCUGCCACAACCAUGUAGCUGCCCAGGCUUCUGCCUGCUCGGACUGUGGCAAGUCCUUCGAGUCCCACCGCGAGUUCGCCAGCCACCUGCACUCUCAUGCCAGUGCCCUUUGUCAGGUGCCACCCCAGAUGGAAGAGGCCCGAGGUCCUGACGCCGGGACCAGGCAGGAUGAGGUGGGCCCCCCUGGCCAGGGGCGAGCCCAGAAGGCCCCCUCAGAACCUUCCGGGGCCCCAGGAGAGAGCGCUGGAAGGGCUGACGGGGGGCAGGGAGCUGAGUCUGCGCUGGCUGAAGACGAGCGGCCCUUCUGCUGUGCGCAGUGCGGCCGUUCCUACCGCCAUGCCGGCAGCCUCCUGAACCACCAGAAGGCCCAUGCCACCGGACUCUACCCCUGCUCCCUCUGCCCCAAACUUCUGCCCAACCUGCUCUCCCUCAAGAACCACGGCAGGACCCACACGGACCCCAAGCGCCAUCGCUGCGGCAUCUGUGGCAAGGGCUUCCGGACAGCGGCCCGGCUGGAGGGCCACAGGCGGGUCCAUGCCCCCCGGGAGGGGCCCUUCGCCUGCCCCCACUGUCCCCGCCACUUCCGCCGCCACGUCAGCUUCCUGCAGCACCUGCAGCAGCACCAGGAGGAGUGGGCUGUGGACAGCUCUGGUACCGGGGGAGCCCCAAAGACCCCAGCAGCAGGCAGAGGGGACUUGUCAUUGCCCCCUCCAGCCACCCCCACGACUCCGCUCCUGGACUCUUCACCCCAGUGGCCUGCAGACCUCAGCUUCUCCCUCUGAACUUCAAGUCUCCAAAAAUCAGCGCACGGGGCGGGAGUGCAGGCUGCCAGGGAGGCUGGCUGGCUGUGUUCUGCUCGGGAGCUGUGGGCCUCCCCACCUCUUCCUGCCCCGUGAAGAGGACCCAGGUGUGGUAUCUUUCCAAAGUAGGGAGUGAGCUGUUCCUCACGCCCCUGCCCCUGAAGGACCUCCGUCCCCAGCCUCUGUCACCUCGCUCUUCCCUGUGACCAGCCCUGCAAGAUACCUGGCGGCAGCCAGGCUCUGCCACCUGCCGGGCCCCCCUCACCAACCAGAUGCCAAUACCAGGAAGAGACCGAUUCAAAGAGCUGCUGGUAGGAACCUUGCCUGUGGAAGGGGGGGCCUUUUGCUACAAUUUGUAACUUAUUUUCUAAAAUCUAUUUUGUAACAAUUUAUUUAAGUUUAAAAAAGGAAAAUUGCACCC